This is a messenger RNA of Electrophorus electricus (electric eel), 2219 nucleotides long. RefSeq names its product annexin A13, like (gene anxa13l). Gene Ontology annotation, cellular component: cytoplasm; plasma membrane; nucleus. Gene Ontology annotation, molecular function: calcium-dependent phospholipid binding; phosphatidylserine binding; calcium ion binding. The record is from RefSeq and is a predicted model, not a curated record. NCBI's taxonomy places the organism in Eukaryota, Metazoa, Chordata, Actinopteri, Gymnotiformes, Gymnotidae.
AACGCCAAAGGUAGCCCAGCUGCCUACUGUUUUUAUAGAGCUCCGUCUACUUUUCCAGUAUUGCUUUGCUGGUUUUCAUGAGCAAUGGGUUAUCGACGUGUGGGCCAUUGAAUCGGGUGACGUCAGCCAUGCAGUGGAGUAUUUUGCUGGGUAGCGCGAGAAGGGAGUAGGACCGGAGCGGCUGUGCGGUUAAUAACAUCAUCGAAAGAUGGGCAACGUUCAACCAACAAUUGUUCCGUACGAGGAUUUUGAUGUGGUGGCAGAUAUUAAGGAAAUACGUAAAGCCUGCAAGGGCAUGGGUACAGAUGAAGAGAUCAUAAUCUCCAUUUUAGCAAAUCGCUCCACCACCCAGCGAGUGGAGAUCAAGCAGGCAUACUUUGAGAAAUAUGAUGAUGAGCUGGAGGAGGUGUUAAAGAGUGAGCUGACAGGAAACUUUGAGAAGGCCAUCAUAGCCAUGCUGGACCCUGCGCCUGUGUACGCUGCCAAAGAGCUGAGGAAAGCCAUGAAGGGGGCGGGGACUGACGAAGACGUACUGGUGGAGAUUCUGUGCACCAGCACCAAUCAGGAUAUUGUGAACAUUAAAGAGGCCUAUGCCCAGGUACAUGGACAGGAGUUGGAAGCCGACAUCGAGGAUGACACAAGUGGAGAUGUAAGAAACCUGCUAGUUUCCCUCUUGGAGGCCAGCAGGGAUGAAAGUUAUGAAGUGGACGAAGGACUGGCUGAACAGGAUGCCACCGCGCUGAUCGAGGCUGGGGAGGCUCGGUUUGGCACAGACGAGUCCACCUUCACCCACAUCCUCACCCACAGGAACUACCUGCAACUUCAGGCCACCUUUAAGGCCUACGAAUCGCUUUCUGGAACAGACAUUCUCGAUUCCAUCGACAGUGAGGCAACAGGGACAUUAAAGGAUUGUUACAUUACUCUGGUUCGGUGUGCUAAAAGUCCUCAGCUCUACUUUGCUCGUCGCCUGAAUGCAGCAAUGAAGGGGGCAGGGACAGAUGAGGACACACUCAUACGCAUCAUAGUGGGCCGCUCUGAGGUUGAUUUGGAGACCAUAAAGGACAUGUAUCUGGAGAAAUACGACAUGACUCUGAAGGAUGCCCUGAACUCUGAAUGUGGGGGAGACUUCAAGCGCCUCCUGGUGGCGAUACUGCACUGAGCGCAGACAAGGCAAAGCAUACCAACAGCAGCCUUAUGUAACAGAACCCUCUCACCAACACUGCUUAGUGAAAUGCCACUAACUAUGAUUCCACUCCAAAUUCCACUCUGAAUACACUCCACAAUUCACUCCUUCUGCCUAUACAGCCAUUCCUUUCCAUACCACUUCUGGGUUACUUUAAAACAACAAAUGGUACACAUUUAUUAGUAUUCAAUUCACAAAGCAUUUUCUAGUGACCUUUAAUAGCAAACCAGGUGUGGCUGAUAUCAGAUCUUACCAGCAUGUUGUCAGCCUCAGAGCAAUGUGGUGUUUAAGACACACAUAAGGUCUGUCUACAUAUCAAGACAACAAAACUGCCAAUUUUAUAGCAUCAGUCAGUAAAUCUCCCUCUCCUGCUGUAAUUCUGUUCUUAAAAAGAUAAGGGCAUUAAACACCAAAUAAUCCCUGAACAUAACUUCAUAUUUGAACUUUUAAUUGCCACCAUAUAUGAAAAGUGUUAUACAAAUAUUCUUGCCUCGCAUUUUAAAAUCAUCUCAAUCACAGAAUGUGUUUUAGAGCACAAAACUUAAUAUCUUUUUAACAUUUUAUUCUUUGUGAAAAAAGUGUCUUGAAUACUUAAUACAAAAGUACCUACUUCAUAGUACCUGGCAAACAUGUAGCAAACCUGUAAUUCUCUAGGACUCUUAGUACUGACUCUUUCGAUACUGCCUUUCAGUAACCACAGACCAUGUUAUUAUUUAAGAUGUUUAUUUGGUAAUUGGAAAAUCAUGUCAUCCUUACACAUGCUCUCUUCAGAGUAGGACCUGGAGUACCUGUAUGCCUUAUGGAGACAGAUAUUGUAGAUAUUGAAGAUUUAUUGUAUGUUGUGUUGGUGUAACCCAUGUGACCUUUGCUCUACAUUCAAUAUUUGGUGGAAAUAUGAGUCUGCAAAAUAAAUAAAUAAAUAGAUAACAACAAUAAUAAAAUAAAAUAACCAAAGGAAUGUUGGGGUCCCAUAUGAUAGCACCCAAACAAAACAUUAUUAAUGAGUAUUAAUAAACAACAAAACAUUUGAAUUGAA